GCCUGUGGCCGGGCUGGUCAAGUUGCCGUGGCGCGGAGAACUCUGCAAAACAAGAGGCUGAGGAUUGCGUUAGCGAUAAACCAGUUCACGCCGGAGCCCUGGGGAGGAAGCUUCUCUGUCAGAUCCGGCCGCGCUGCGGGACUCUGAGGAGAGCUCACACCAGGUAGACGCCGUCUGUCACCAUGGGCAAAGGAGACCCCAACAAGCCGAGGGGCAAAAUGUCCUCGUAUGCCUUCUUCGUGCAGACCUGUCGGGAAGAGCACAAGAAGAAACACCCAGACUCUUCCGUCAAUUUCGCCGAAUUCUCCAAGAAAUGUUCGGAGAGAUGGAAGACCAUGUCUGCAAAGGAAAAGUCUAAGUUUGAAGAUAUGGCAAAAAGUGACAAAGCUCGUUAUGACAGGGAGAUGAAGAAUUACGUCCCUCCCAAAGGUGAUAAGAAGGGAAAGAAAAAGGAUCCCAAUGCUCCAAAAAGGCCUCCAUCUGCCUUCUUCCUGUUUUGCUCUGAACAUCGCCCAAAGAUCAAAAGUGAACACCCAGGCCUGUCCAUUGGGGAUACUGCAAAAAAAUUGGGUGAAAUGUGGUCUGAACAGUCAGCCAAAGAUAAACAGCCAUAUGAACAGAAAGCGGCUAAACUAAAGGAGAAAUAUGAGAAGGAUAUUGCUGCAUACCGUGCCAAGGGCAAAAGUGAAGCAGGAAAGAAGGGCCCUGGCAGGCCAACAGGCUCAAAGAAGAAGAACGAACCAGAAGAUGAGGAAGAGGAGGAGGAGGAAGAGGAAGAAGAAGAUGAUGAGGAAGAAGACGAAGAUGAAGAAUAAAUGGCUAUCCUGUAAUGAUGUGUGUGGAAUGUGUGUGUAUGCUCAGGCAAUUGUUUUGCUAAGAAUGUGAAUUCAAGUGCAGCUCAAUAUUAGCUUCAGUAUAAAAACUGUACAGAUUUUUGUAUAGCUGAUAAGAUUCUUUGUAGAGAAAAUACUUUUUUAAGAAUGCAAGUUGUAGCUUUUUGAGGGGCUACUACAUACAGUUAGAUUUUAUAGCUUCUGAUGUUGAAUGUUCCUUCAUAUUUAAUGGUUUAAUUUCUUGACUUGUGUAUGGUAGUACAACACACUCAUAGGAAUUGGUAUCAAUAGUAAAUUUUGGGUUUUUUAGGAUGUUGAAUUUUGUGUUUUUUUUUUUUUCAAUUUUGUAAUAAAAUUAUGUAUAUUAUUUCUAUUGCCUUUGUCUUACUAUGUUAAAUUAACUUUCACUUAAAAAAAUAGUGAUAGACUGGAGCAAUGUCAGUUUUAAAAAUUUCUGCCUAGAAGUUCUUAGGCAUGGUUUAUUUAGUAAAAUGUUUAGAGGGUUAGAAAAACCAAACAUGCCCGUAUUCACAUUACAUGUUCUUUAAAAAUCAGAUCUGAAAUUUAAUGGACUCUUAAGAGUUAUGCAGUUUUUAUGGAAUGAUAUUAUUCUUGACAUUUUUGUUAAUUUAUUAGCUAAUUUGUCUUACAGGUUUUUUUUUUUCCUUAACUGUUUCUUGGGGAAAGUUUCUCUUGAUAUGAGAAAUCAUUAGUAACAAGAUUCAACUCUUAGUUGACAGCUUGUACCUAGUUUAAGGUAGGAUACCAGAGUAAAUUUUGAGUUAUGUCUGUUUAAAAUUAGUUUGGUCUUAAAACUUUAGAAUUCUGGUAACUAGCCUAAGAAGGUAUUUGAGGUGGUUAUCAUCAUACAUACGAUGAUCAUUUAAUUAAAUUGACCUAGGAUUUAUAUUUAUAGAGGUAGGCAGUUAUUUUAUGAAAAGCUUACUUGAGGAAUCAGUUGCUUGUAUUUGAAUAAAGAUGAUUAUUUUGGAUAGUUAGAAGUCGAUCAUGAAAGUUGACUACCUUUGGGUUAUAAACACUUUCAGAAAAAAAAAAUGGGACAAUUUUAUAGUUAAAUUUGAAAGUGUUGGUUACCUACAAAAUUUUAAAAUAGAAGUCAAGAUUCUUAUUACCCAACCAUGGAAGCAUUGGUUGUUUCUCUCAUGCCAUAUUUGGAAUAAAUAUUGGGUAAGGAUUAUUUCUUAAAUAGGAAAUAUUAACCAUCCUUUUUUUUAAAACAGAAGUAUGGUAUCAACAUAAUUACCAGAAGAAAUGGAUUCAAACUAUGUUCAAGCAUCUUUAUGAUUGCCCUCUGUCACAUCCUAAUGACUACAUGCUCAAAUUUGGGUUUUCUCAAAAAAUGAAAACUAGUUUUCAGAUGUUAGGAAACUUAGUAUGUGGAAACAUUUGUGGUAAUAUAUAUUAGACACAUAAAUAGAUCUGGAAGCCAGUUUAUA
Molecule: messenger RNA, 2290 nt
Organism: Tupaia belangeri chinensis (Chinese tree shrew)
Lineage: Eukaryota; Metazoa; Chordata; Mammalia; Scandentia; Tupaiidae
Gene: HMGB2
Product: high mobility group box 2
Exons: 5
Coding region: 183-815 (210 amino acids)
Biological process (GO): regulation of transcription by RNA polymerase II
Cellular component (GO): nucleus
Molecular function (GO): DNA binding
Source: RefSeq, a predicted model, not a curated record